Phodopus roborovskii (desert hamster) is the source of this 5171-nucleotide messenger RNA. It is a transcript of the gene Pacs2, whose product is annotated as phosphofurin acidic cluster sorting protein 2. The record is from RefSeq and is a predicted model, not a curated record. Bases 71 to 2812 code for a protein of 913 amino acids. Gene Ontology annotation, biological process: protein localization to plasma membrane. Gene Ontology annotation, molecular function: transmembrane transporter binding. The transcript is spliced from 25 exons. Lineage: Eukaryota; Metazoa; Chordata; Mammalia; Rodentia; Cricetidae.
CCCGCCCGCCCGCCGCGCUCCCGCGGCCCGGCGCAGCCCCAGGCCGCCGAGGGACGGCGGGGCCGGCGCCAUGGCCGAGCGGGGCCGCCUCGGCCUGCCCGGCGCGCCCGGAGCGCUCAACACCCCGGUGCCCAUGAACCUGUUCGCCACCUGGGAGGUGGACGGCUCCAGCCCCAGCUGCGUGCCCAGGUUGUGUAGCUUGACCCUGAAGAAACUUGCAGUGCUUCGGGAGCUGGAGAAGGAGCUCCUGUCUGUGGUGAUUGCUGUCAAGAUGCAGGGUUCCAAACGCGUCCUGAGGUCGCAUGAGAUUGUGCUGCCCCCCAGUGGACAGGUGGAAACUGACCUGGCUCUGACCUUCUCUCUCCAGUACCCCCAUUUCCUGAAGAGAGAAGGCAACAAGCUCCAGAUCAUGCUUCAGCGCAGAAAGCGGUACAAGAACCGAACAAUCCUGGGCUAUAAAACGCUGGCUGCGGGUUCCAUCAACAUGGCCGAGGUGAUGCAGCACCCCUCCGAGGGUGGCCAGGUGCUGAACCUCUGCAGCAGCAUCAAAGAGGCCUCUGUCAAGGUGGCUGAGAUCUGGAUCGUCUCCCUGUCCAGCCAGCCCAUUGACCAUGAGGAUAGUGCAAUGCAGGCUGGCCCCAAGGCCAAGUCCACAGAUAACUACUCUGAGGAGGAGUAUGAGAGCUUUUCCUCUGAGCAAGAAGCCAGCGACGAUGCUGUCCAGGGGCAGGAUCUUGAUGAGGAUGACUUUGAUGUGGGAAAACCCAAGAAGCAGCGGCGCUCGAUAGUAAGAACGACGUCCAUGACCAGGCAGCAGAACUUCAAACAGAAGGUGGUGGCCCUGCUGCGCAGGUUCAAGGUGUCAGAGGAGGUCUUAGAUUCGGAGCAGGACCCUGCAGAACAUGUUCCUGAGGUGGAGGAGGACCUGGAUCUUCUGUAUGACACUCUGGAUGUGGAUAACCCCAGUGACAGUGGCCCUGAUAUGGACGACGAUGACAGUGUCCUUAGCACCCCCAAACCCAAGCUUAGGCCAUACUUCGAAGGCCUGUCACACUCCAGCUCACAGACAGAGAUAGGGAGUAUCCACAGUGCCCGGAGCCACAGGGAACCUCCAAGCCCGGCUGAUGUCCCUGAGAAGAUGAGGUCCCUGGGAGGACAGCAGCCAAGUGACAGCAUCUCUGACACGGUAGCCCUUGUGGGUGCAUAUGGCUUCUUCUCAAUCCGUCAGAGUUCGCCAGCCCCCCGGGAGCCAUCAGGGCAACCUGAGGACAGUCCAGAGGCUGAGACCUCUACCCUGGAUGUGUUCACCGAGAAGCUGCCACCCAGCGGGAGAAUCACCAAGACUGAGUCUCUUGUCAUCCCCUCCACCAGGUCAGAGGCAAAGCCGGCAGGCCGCAGGGGCCGGAGCACAUCCCUGAAGGAGCGGCAGCCAGCUCGACCGCAGAAUGAGCGGGCCAACAGCCUAGACAAUGAGCGUUGUCCGGACACAAGGAGCCAACUGCAGAUUCCCAGGAAAACGGUGUAUGACCAACUGAACCACAUCCUCGUCUCUGAUGACCAACUCCCUGAGAAUAUCAUUCUUGUUAACACCUCAGACUGGCAGGGACAGUUCCUCUCAGAUGUCCUGCAGAAGCAUACACUUCCUGUGGUGUGCACGUGCUCUGCUGCUGACGUGCAGGCCGCCUUCAGCACCAUUGUCUCGCGGAUACAGCGAUACUGCAACUGCAAUUCUCAGCCACCAACCCCUGUGAAGAUCGCAGUGGCAGGGACACAGCAUUACCUCAGCGCCAUCCUGCGGCUCUUCGUGGAGCAGCUGUCUCACAAGACGCCUGACUGGCUGGGCUACAUGCGCUUCCUCAUCAUCCCGCUCGGCUCCCACCCUGUGGCCAGGUACCUGGGCUCUGUGGACUACCGCUACAACAACUUCUUCCAGGAUCUGGCCUGGAGAGACCUGUUCAACAAACUGGAAGCCCAGAGCAGUGUGCAGGACACACCAGACAUCGUGUCACGCAUCACCCAGUACAUCUCAGGGGCCAACUGUGCUCACCAGCUCCCCAUCGCAGAGGCUAUGCUGACCUACAAGCAGAAGAGGAAAAAGCACUUUCACUUUGACUUUACCCUGAGCCCUGAUGAAGAAUCCUCUCAGAGGUUCAUUCCCUUUGUUGGGGUUGUGAAGGUUGGAAUUGUGGAACCAUCUUCAGCCACAUCAGGAGACUCAGACGAUGCGGCCCCCUCGGGCUCCGGUGUGCUGUCUUCCACUCCACCAUCUGUGUCUACAUCUCCUGCGGCCAAGGAGGCUUCACCUACCCCGCCCUCCUCUCCUUCAGUGAGUGGAAGCCUGUCCUCCCCCAGCCAGGGCAUCGGCGCUGAGCUCAUGGGGCUACAGGUGGACUACUGGACGGCAGCGCCGCCUGCAGACAGGAAGAGAGAUGCCGAGAAGAAGGACCUGCCCACCACCAAAAACACGCUCAAGUGCACUUUCCGGUCCCUCCAGGUCAGCAGGCUGCCCAGCAGCGGUGAGGCUGCGGCCACACCUACCAUGUCCAUGACCGUGGUCACCAAGGAGAAGAACAAGAAGGUGAUGUUUUUGCCCAAGAAAACCAAGGAUAAGGAUGUGGAAUCUAAAAGCCAGUGCAUCGAAGGCAUCAGCCGGCUCAUCUGCACAGCUAAACACCAACAGAACAUGCUUCGGGUCCUCAUCGAUGGUGUGGAAUGCAGCGAUGUCAAGUUCUUCCAGCUGGCUGCCCAGUGGUCUUCCCAUGUGAAGCAUUUCCCUAUCUGCAUCUUUGGACACUCCAAGGCCACCUUCUAGCCCCACCCACGGAAGGGCUGACACAGGACAGUGGAGGGUCCUGCUCAGUGUCAACCAUUGGUGGAGAGACAGAUGUGUUUCUGUUAACGUGUGGUUACUACAGAGACAGACUCUUAAAAACACAAAGAAAUGGUCUUAAGUGUGAAUGUGCUCAUAGCCCAGAAACUGGGGAAGCUAGUUCCCCGUGGGCCACCGAGUAACUGCUCUGCUUAUUAACCAGAAUAUGUGGGCACUAGAGAGGCUAGUAGGAAGGGAGGUGGACUCUGAUCUCAGAAGUGUUCUUGCCCUUGUGUCCUGUGCUUUCCUGAAGUCAGGAUGCUGCUUUCUCGGGGGGUGGAGAGAGGGAGUCUAGUGGCCAAACACUGAGGGCAAAGGGUUUGGUCUCCUAGCACUCCCCAGGUGUGGUUCCCAAUAAACUCCAGCCUCAUGGCGGAGCUUUUAUAGUAGCAGAUCUUUCUAAUGCUCUCAGAUACAUUUGACGAUGGAGCUGCCAAGCAGAUGUUGCUCUUGUGAAGUCCCCUUGGGCGGGGCAGAGCCAGCAGGCGCUGCAUCCCCCCCCCCUCUCCUCCCCCCCCCCCCCGGGCUCCACUUCCAGAGGCACUGCUAGGCUUCUGCGGAUCCUGCUGCUCAGAUAGGUGGUCCUUGCAAAUUUCCCAGUGUAUGUCCUGGGAAUGGCAGACCCUGCUGGGGUGUGUCUGAGACUGCUCUACCAUACCUGCCACCUCUAUUCUGCCUGCUGGACAGCGUCAUCCAGGGCUGGCUGUGUGGGGUCUGGGUUGAAAAUCAAGGUUAUGAACUGGAAACAGACAACUAGAGGUGUGUGUGUGCAUUUGUGUGCGCGCAAGCGUGUGUGUGUGUGUGUGUGUGUGUGUGUGUGUGUGUGUGUGUGGAGUGAAGGCUCAAGCAGACUGGUCUAACUACAGACACUAUCCAAGGGACGUCCAAGCCAAGUUCUUCAAAGCCACCUGAACCCCAUUCUUGGCAGUCCAAUCCUCCAUCAUCUUCCCACUCAGUAGGAGAGGGAGGUGCUAGCCUACAGAAAGAACCAUCUGACUGGACAUGCCCCCACCAUAUUCAUGAAGGGACCGCUGCCUCGGUCCUCAUUUUCUCACGAAUCCUUUCUCCCUGGGGUGCCAAUUGGAAGGGUGCCUGCCCCCUUGGAAGCUGUGGCAGUCCCCGGCACUCCAGAGGUCCAUUUGGGAGCUCUAUGUUUGGUGUCUUGACCUUGAGAACUUCUAAGAGUGGAGCAGGCUGAGUGUGAGGACUACUUGCCUUUCCUGGGGUGAAAGAUGGCCACUGUGAUCCUUGGAGCUUGGCUUAUCUGCCCCUUGAAUUUCUUCCCAAACAUCAACCUUGGUAGGGAAGAUUUGCCCUAGAAUUCUAGCCUGGAGGACAUGGGAGGGGUGGCCAAGCCCAUGCCUGAGGGAGGUCUGGCUUUAUACAAGAGGAACGUGGGGCGCCUCCGUCCAGCAGCUGACUCAAGGCGAAGUCAGUAGAGCAUAGCACCUGAGUACCAUGUACCCACCAGCGUAGCUGUGCCAGUGCAGACCGAGAAGCAGUCACCCCUGUGCCUCAGUUCCCUCGCUGGUUAAAGAGAGACGUCCACUUUCCUUGCCUACCUCAUGGAGCUGUGAUGAGGACUCCUAGAGAAGCACUUUUGUCCCUUUGAAGGAUGACUAGACACCAAAGCCCCCUGACAGGCAGUGCAGCUCUGGGGACAGCUGUGUGUGGAUCCCACAGGCCUUCCUAGCCCGGAGGUUCCUCUUAGGCCAGUGUGGAUGGGUGGGAAGGCUCCACUGCCCUUCCUGUCAGUUGAGGGCCCUGCCUCUCUACCUUCAAGUUGGUCCCUGCCACUCCCAACCCCCCCAGAAUGCAGCUUAGUAUCACUGAAUGGUAUCAGAGCUGAGAGGGGAGGGGUGGUCCUCGGCUCCUGUGCAAUGGCUUGACCUAGCAGGCCUCACUUCUGCCUCUACCCUCCAUCUCAAAUGAAUUUCUUAUACAAAUGUCCCGGCAUUUCUUCCCUGAGCCAGAGUACCGAACCCUCACUUGCCCCCCAAAUCCCCACGCCCUCCGGAGACUGCUCUGUCCUGGAGAGGGUCCAGCAGAGGCUGACAGCCUUGUGUGAGAAUGACUCCGUCCACUUCCGAAGACUCCAGCGCGCUGUGACUGAUUUCUAGGGUGUGUGUAUGUGUUGCUAGUUUUGUUUUUGUUUUUUUUUUUUUUUAAUGGAAAGCAGGAUUCAUGUAAAUAGCUUUUCUGGGAGCAGAUGCUGAUCUGUCCCAUGCGACCAUGUGGACGAUUUCAAGGUGCUGAAGCGACACUAAUAAACUGACGGCGCUCAGGCCGCCCACUGCUGUGA